This is a messenger RNA of Dioscorea cayenensis subsp. rotundata (Guinea yam), 1581 nucleotides long. Its product is annotated as galactomannan galactosyltransferase 1-like. Gene Ontology annotation, cellular component: trans-Golgi network; membrane; endosome. Gene Ontology annotation, molecular function: galactosyltransferase activity. NCBI's taxonomy places the organism in Eukaryota, Viridiplantae, Streptophyta, Magnoliopsida, Dioscoreales, Dioscoreaceae. The record is from RefSeq and is a predicted model, not a curated record.
CCAAGCUCUCCCCCAAAGCACACAAAACCCUCUCCUCUCUUCACAAACAACAUGAUCAUCCCUGCAACUCCUUCUUCAUCAUCAUAUUGUCCAUUCCAAACAUCCAUGGCCUCCUCCUCCUCUUCCUUCUCCUCUAAGAAAGGACGCUUAAACUGGUAUGACCCCUUCCUUUUCACAAUCAGUAUCAUCUUUGCAUUCAUCCUAUUCUGGACCAUCUACUGCUUCCUCAUCCCCAACCCCAACCCUAACGCCUUCCCUAUUUCCACCACCACCAUCCCUCAUACCACCACCACCACCACCACCAAAACCAAGAACAACUCUACAAGCACUCAGACAAUCAUUGGACCUUCCUUUUAUGACAACCCAUCAAUCUCCUACACAAUCACCUCCAAAAUCACAAACUGGGACACUCAAAGGAAAGAAUGGCUCCUCUCCAACCCCACCCUCUCCAAACCCCUCUUCAUGCUCACCGGCUCCCAAUCCUCCCCUUGUCGGAACCCCGUCGGAGACCACCUCCUCCUCAAAUUCUACAAAAAUAAAGCCGACUACUGUCGUCUCCACAACAUCGAUCUCUUCUACAACACCGUCCUCCUCCACCCUCUCAUGGUCACUUAUUGGGCCAAGAUUCCCCUCAUUCGCGCCGCCAUGAUUGCCCAUCCGGAAGCCGAGUGGUUCUGGUGGGUCGACUCCGAUGCCGCCAUCACCGACAUGGACUUCUCCCUCCCUCUCCACAAGUACCAAAACCACAACAACCUUAUUGUCCACGGCUGGCCUCAUCUCGUCUACGAGAAACGCAGUUGGGUCAGCCUCAACGCCGGCGUUUUCCUCAUCCGCAACUGCCAGUGGUCUCUUGACUUCAUGGACGCCUGGGCUUCCAUGGGUCCUCAAACUCCAAACUAUGAAUCCUGGGGCAAAACCCUCAAAGCUGAGUUCUCUGACAAGCUCUUCAGUGACUCCGAUGAUCAAUCUGCCCUUGUUUACCUUCUCUUGCAUGAGAAACGCAAGUGGGGUGAUAAGAUUUACUUGGAGAAUGAGUUUUACUUUGAGGGUUACUGGCUGGAGAUUGUUGGCAAGUUUAACAAGAUUGAGGACAAGUAUUUGGAGAUUGAGAUGAGGUCACCGGAGCUAAGGAAGAGGAAGGCAGAGAAGGUGGCGGUGGAUGCCAAUGCUGCUGUGAGGGAAAGGUAUCUGAGAGAGAUGAAGAUGAGGUUUGGGAGGGAGGGUUGGAGAAGGCCUUUUAUAACUCAUUUCACAGGGUGUCAGCCAUGUAGUGGAGAUCAUAACAAGAUGUAUUCUGGGGAGAAUUGUUGGGAAGGGAUGCUCAGAGCCCUUCACUUUGCUGAUGAUCAAGUCCUCAAAAACUAUGGGUUUAAGCAUGAGAAGGUUGUUGGGAAUGAGUCUGCCACCGCCGCCACCGUCCGACCACUGCCAUUUGGAUUUCCGGUCACUGGAUAGGGUGGUUUUGUGGUGCACCAUUUGUGAUAAUUUAAAAAUGGUUUGAGUUUAAAGUGGAAAAUAAAAGUUCAGUAGGACUAAUGAACUGUGGUUUUGUGUUUGUUUCUUUGCUUUUUCUUUCAUCUC